Messenger RNA from Bolinopsis microptera, 759 nucleotides. Its product is annotated as LDL receptor repeat-containing protein egg-1-like. The coding region runs from base 1 to 696 and encodes 231 amino acids. Gene Ontology annotation, molecular function: protein binding. Gene Ontology annotation, cellular component: plasma membrane. The transcript has 6 exons. The record is from RefSeq and is a predicted model, not a curated record. Lineage: Eukaryota; Metazoa; Ctenophora; Tentaculata; Lobata; Bolinopsidae.
AUGGACGCUGCUAUGAAGUGUGAUGGAGUGUCGCACUGUGAUUCUGACGAAUGUGACUGUGACCCCGCUACUCAACCUAACAUACAACUAUUCUACUGCCCUAACACUAUUGUCGGUGGUGCACCCACAAGAGGAGGUUGCAUAACUGAACAGUUCCUGUGUAACGGAUACAGCCACUGUCCUAACGACCACGACGAGUCUCUCUGUUACAACGUUCACACGUGGGUUAGAUACUGUCCUAACGACCACGACGAGUCUCUCUGUUACAACGUUCACACAUGUAAGAACGAAGAGUACAUCAAAAAGGGAGGUCAAAAAGAGUACGUCCCAAAUUACCGGGUUUGUGACGGUUACUACCACUGUGAAGACUUCUCGGACGAGGACCCGGCUGUCUGUGCUAAAUACAAUGUCUCCAAGAAAGAACCUAGAAAGUACAUCAGAUGCCUGGACGAAGAUUCCAAACCAAUAAAGAUAAAGAUCACAGAAAGAUGUAACGGGAAGAAGACUUGUUACAAACAGUGCACUAACUACAGUUUACCCCUGGACCAGAGUACAUGUACAGACUGGUCAGAUGAGGACGGGUGUAGCGAGGAAGAGGGGGAGGUGGAGGAGGCGUAUGUGUGUGAGGGGGAGGGAGUGUUAAGAUACCCCGGGAUUGGAAGUGUGAUACUUACCCUCAGUGUCCUCGUGAGUUAGAACUUAGACUUGUUAUGUGUUUUUAUUGUAUUUUUUUCGAGGCCAGAUAAAACGAGAUAAUUU